Messenger RNA from Dermochelys coriacea (leatherback sea turtle), 2769 nucleotides. RefSeq names its product keratin 18 (gene KRT18). Lineage: Eukaryota; Metazoa; Chordata; Testudines; Dermochelyidae. The transcript is spliced from 7 exons. Gene Ontology annotation, biological process: intermediate filament cytoskeleton organization. Bases 670 to 1962 code for a protein of 430 amino acids. Gene Ontology annotation, cellular component: keratin filament. Gene Ontology annotation, molecular function: structural molecule activity. The record is from RefSeq and is a predicted model, not a curated record.
GGCAAGCGCUGGAUGCACUGAUUGCAAAAGGCAAGCGAGGUUACCAAAUGGCUCUCAACCCCCCCACCCCAGGAACUACGAGGGCAGGCUUCCCAGGCCGAGAGCCAGCGCAGGGGAGAAAGGCAGGUGGCUCCUGUGGCCAGCAAUGGGCACCUCCAUCCGUGCCACUUUCCCCUUUGCACUGAGCAGACGCCUGGCCCCAGACUCACAGGCCCAAAUAUCUUGCUCAACCCCCCUGCCGGCUUGACGACAGGCUCCGGCCCAGAGAGAGCCGGGACGGAAAGGCCCCAGCUCCCCCACGGCUGGACAGAUCUCUCCGCUAACUCUGCCCAGAACCCCCCCGCCCAGCCUCCUCAGCCAGGCACAGCUCAGGAACAGGCGUGGGUGGCUCUGGGUGGUAUCCGGUUCCAUGGAGCCGGGGCUGGGUCCUUGGCAAGGGUUCAGGUGAGCCGGCUGUGCAAACAAAGGCCAGGACCAGGCCUUUGCCUAGCCCCACCUUCCUGGGGCAGAGGGAAGCUGGUAGAGGUGGGGGUGGCUAAGCCCUACCCGGCCCCUCCUCUGCUCCUGGCUAUAAAUUCCAGUCUGCAUCCAGUCCAGCCCUGCACAGACUGAGACCUUACCACUGCUGCAAACUCUUCUCUCUGUCCGUCCCCACCUGCUGGCAGCACCAUGAGUUUCUCCAGAUCCACCACCUACUCCAGCAGCGUGAGAGGUCCGAGCAGCAUGGGCAGGAGGUAUGCCCCAACCACCAGUGCUGCCAGCGUCUACGCCGGGGCGGGGGGCUCUGGCUCGAGGAUCUCCGUGGCCAGGGCCACCAGCCUGGUCUCCAGCUUCCCGGGCAGCAGCUCUGGAGGCAGUUACAGCAGCUCCCUGUUGGGCUCCGGGGUGGUGCAGAACGAGAAGGAAACCAUGCAGGAUCUGAACGAUCGCCUGGCCUCCUACCUGGAGAGGGUGCGCAGCCUGGAAGCCGACAACCACAAGCUAGAGCUUCAGAUCCGGGAGUUCAUGGACAAGAAGGGCCCCAGGUCCCAGGACUGGAGCCACUACUUCCAGAUCAUCGAGGACCUGAGGAACCAGAUCUUCGAGAGCACCGUGGGAAAUGCCCGUGUCGUCCUGCAGAUUGACAACGCCCGCCUGGCCGCUGAUGAUUUCCGGGUCAAGUUCGAGUCGGAGCUGGCCAUCCGCCAGUCUGUGGAGAGCGACAUCAACGGGCUGCGAAAGGUCCUUGAUGACACCAACAUGAGCCGACUGCAGCUGGAGGGCGAAAUUGAGUCCCUCAAGGAGGAGUUGAUCUUCAUGAAGAAGAACCACCAGGAUGAGGUGGACAGCUUUCAGGCCCAGAUCUCCAGCUCGGGGCUGACGGUGGAAGUGGAUGCUGCUCAGCCUCAGGACUUGAGCAAGGUCAUGGCGGAGAUCCGGGCUCAGUACGACACCCUGGCGCAGAAGAACAUGGCGGACCUGGACCAGCAAUGGAACCAGAUGAUCACCCAGAGCACCGUGGAGAUCACCAAGAACACAAAGGAGAUCGAGGUGGCCCGCAGCAGUGUCUCCGAGCUGCGCCGCACCUACCAGAUGCUGGAGAUCGAGCUGGAGUCCCUGCGCAACCUGAAAGCCAGCCUGGAAGCAAACCUGCGGGACGUGGAGCAGCACUACGCCAUGCAGAUGGAGCAUCUGAACGGGCAGCUCCUGCGGGCCGAGGCGGAGCUGGCUCAGGUACGCAACGACAUCCAGCGCCAGUCUGAGGACUACCAGGCCCUGCUGAACAUCAAGGACAAGCUGGAGGUGGAAAUCACUACCUACAAGCAGCUGUUGGAGGGCGAAGAGGAGUUCAACCUGAACGACGCUCUGGUGGACAGCAGCAGCACCACGCAGACCACCCAGCAGGUCAUCACCACGACCAAGACGUUGGUGGACGGCAAAGUGGUGUCGGAGACCAGCGAGUCCCAAGUGCUCAAGAACUGAGAAGACACACCCCGUGGUCCCUGCUUCUUUCCCUUAGCAUCUGGUGUUGCGAUGCCCUGCUUUGCCUCCCUCCACCCACUUGCUUGGUCAGCGGAGCUCAAUAAAAUACACAGUUGGCCUCAGAGCAGGCUGCUUCUCUUGGGCUUCUGGAGGCCUUUGGGGGAGGGGAGAGGUGGGGGAUCUUGGCUGAGCCCUGAGUUCCCUGCUAAUGCGGGUGUAAAGUGGCCCCCUGCCCAAGGUGCUCAGAGCACUCCCCAUGCUGCCGCAUGGCACCCUGGUCAUGUAGGGUCAUAGCCCUAUGUCUCCGAUAUACAGAUGGGAAAACGGAGGCACGUGGCAGAUAAAACAACUUGCCCAAAGUCACAGAGCCAGUCACUGGUCUAACCACUCCCCCAAACUUUCCCUAGCAAGGAGGAGGACCCAGGAGUCCUGAAUCCCAGCCACUCCCCAUUCCUGUUCUAACCAUCAGACUGCACUCCCCACCCAGAACCCAGGAAUCCCGAUUCCCAGCCCCCCCGCCCUGCCCACUCUAAUCAUUAGACAGCACUCCCUCCCAGGGCCAGGGAGAGAACCCAUGAGUCCUGACUCCCUCUCCACCCCUCCUCCUGCAACCAUUAGACUGCACUUCCCUCCCAGAGUCAGGAAUAGAACCCAGGAGUCCUGAUUCCUAGCCCCACCCUGCUCUAACCAUUAGACCACAUUUUUUCCCAGAGCCAGAGAUAGAAUCCAGAAGUCCUGACUUCCACUCCCACCGCCCCACCCCCAUAAUCACUAGCAUGCACUCCCCUUAGUCAGGAAAAGAACCCA